Molecule: messenger RNA, 2032 nt
Organism: Doryrhamphus excisus (bluestripe pipefish)
Lineage: Eukaryota; Metazoa; Chordata; Actinopteri; Syngnathiformes; Syngnathidae
Source: RefSeq, a predicted model, not a curated record
CAUCCAUUCAAAAGCCAGCGAAGCGUGAAAUGACACAUCCGCACAAUCUGGUAAAGUCAGGUUUGCUUUUCACACAAACCCGUCAGGAAAAAGGUGGGACCACACCUGCACGGGUGGUCCCAUAAAGACGCCCCGGCUGAAAAAGUCCGCAGGAUUAAACCCAACGCUAAACGCCACGAUGCUGACUUCCAUCCAGCUGAUCGCUUUGCUUUUGUGGACAAGCGUCAGUCGCGUCGACGCAGAAAAACUUUUCCAUCGACGGGAUCAUUCGGAUUUGCAGAUGUUCAACUCGCAACAAGCUAAGGUCAUCACGGACGAGUACGCCGCGGAGCUGUUCCUGUCUAGAUUUGGCUUCAUGAACCCAGUGAGGUGGGCGGAGAUGCAGGACCAGGACUAUCAGGACGCUGACUACCUUGACGAGCUUCAAGCGACCAUCCAGGAAGGGACCUCUGUUCCCCGUUCCAGGGCUGGUCCUCAGGAAGGAGAAAGCCAAGCGUUCAUCUCGGCACUGAAAGACUUCCAGCGCCUGUCGGGUCUGCCCGUGACGGGCGUGUUGGACGAGGCCACCCGAGCGGUCAUGAACAAGCCCCGGUGCGGCGUCCUCGACCAAGUGCUGGACUUGAUGCCCACGGAGGCGCCUGAGGGGUCCUCAGAUGUUGAAAACGCCACCACUGAGGACGCUGGGAGUAACGACACAAGAAGCGACGUGUGGUUGAGUCCUCAUAACGAUUCAGGCCAAGCCGUGGUCCGCAGGAAACGCCACCUGGCCGAUCUGGUCUCCAAGAGCAGUCGCAAGCCAGACGCGAGGGACUGGGGGCACGUGGCCUUCAGCAAGAACGUGCUGAGGUGGAGGCUGAUGGGCGAAGGCUACAGCAGCCAGCUGUCCAUCGAGGAGCAGAGGUACAUCUUCAGGCUGGCCUUCAGGAUGUGGAGCGAGGUGUCGCCUCUUGAGUUCAUGGAGGACGACCGCUCGCCGCUGGAAGAUAUCGAUAUCAGGCUCGGCUUCGGCACGGGAAGACAUCUGGGUUGCAAUCAGAGGUUUGAUGGCUUGGGUCAGGAAUUCGCCCACGCUUGGUUCCUGGGCGACAUUCACUUUGACGACGACGAACACUUCAGCGGUCCAAAUGGCGGCGGCGGAAUCAGCCUCCUUAAGGUGGCAGUCCAUGAAAUCGGACACGUUCUCGGACUGCCUCACAUCUACAGACCCGGGUCUAUCAUGCAACCCAGCUACCUGCCCCAGGAGUCCAGCUUUGAGAUGGACUGGAUGGACAGGAAAGCCAUCCAGAACCUUUACGGGGGAUGCAAGGGCCGAUUCAGCACCGUGUUCGACUGGAUCAGAAGGGAGAAGACGCCCUAUGGGGACGUGGUGGUCCGCUUCAACACGUACUUCAUGAGGGACGGCUGGUACUGGCUCUACGAGAACAGGAACAACCGAACACGCUACGGAGAUCCGGUGCCGCUGCAGAUCGGCUGGCAUGGACUUCCUGCUGAUGGCGUGGACGCCUACGUCCAUGUUUGGUCCCGGAAAAGAGAAGCCGUUUACUUCUUCAAAGGCACACAGUUCUGGAGGUACGACAGCGACAACGACCAGGCCUUCAGACAGGACCCAGAAGGCCACAGGUAUCCAAGGAAGAUCUCCAAAGCUUUCCCAGGAAUAUCUGGUCCGAUUGACACUGCCGUUUACGACCGUAAGGACUCCCGGAUUUACUUCUUCAAAAGCACUUGUGUGUACGCCUUUGACCUGGAGUCCAACGGCUUGGCGAGAGGCUUCCCCAAACCCUUACGAGACGCCUUUCCUCCAGUGUCCGCCGGCGACCAUCCCGAAGGAAGCAUCGACGCCGCUUACUUCUCCUACAGCCACAACGCCAUCUUCCUCCUGAAGGGGGGCCACUUUUGGAAGGUGGUCAACGGGCGGGAUCGCCGGAGACGCCCCUUCCUGCCCCGGAACGGCCUGCUGGCUCACAAGGAGGUGGACCAGCACUGGUUCGACAUCUGCAAUGUCCACCCGACCGCACUGAGGCUGACGAGAUGA